Molecule: messenger RNA, 4225 nt
Organism: Loxodonta africana (African savanna elephant)
Lineage: Eukaryota; Metazoa; Chordata; Mammalia; Proboscidea; Elephantidae
Gene: LPAR1
Product: lysophosphatidic acid receptor 1
Exons: 4
Coding region: 666-1760 (364 amino acids)
Biological process (GO): regulation of metabolic process; phospholipase C-activating G protein-coupled receptor signaling pathway; neurogenesis
Cellular component (GO): plasma membrane; cytoplasm
Molecular function (GO): lysophosphatidic acid receptor activity
Source: RefSeq, a predicted model, not a curated record
GUGGCUGGAGAGCCCCCGAUGGGCUGGGUGUUUUUAUAGGACCUGGGCAAAUCCCCCUGGCUGCCACUCUCUUGAGAACAAUCCCCGGGCCUUAGUCCGGCGCCGCUCCAGCCCACAUCUCCAGGUGUGCAUUUCCCGCCUUUAAUUACACUCACUAAAAUUGAUAGUUUGCACUUGCAAAGUUACACUGGGCAAGCGGAAGGGAAAUUCAGAAUCAUGGAUAUGGGGAACGAGGGGAGCAGAGACAUACUUGUUAUUGUCUGCAGAUCUAGUAAAUUGAAAAAUCAGAAAUAGAAAUGUAUACACCUUUCUAGAAGCAAAGUCGAUUGACUCUUCGUUCUGUGCAGCCUCCACUUAAAGGCUGCUUUGGGAGAAACUUUGACCCUUCUUGAAAGUUUAGAAACUGAACUACGAGAGAGAGAGGCCCCACUUCUGGAGAUCUGCAGCCCCACGAUGUUUUCCAGAGUCUUUCAAGUGGGAAGAGAAGAGCGAGAAAAUGAAAAUGCAACGUGCCAGGGAGCUCACCGGAGUCCGGGUGGCCGUCAGGCACGCAGGUGCACAGUUUCUCCUAGCAUGACCACGCUGUGAUCAGCAGCCACAAGAAUUUGAGUCCUGUGUCCAGUGCCAUAGUGCUGGGGCCUAGCACAUCUCCCACAACUACAACCAUGGCUGCUGCCUCUACUUCCACCCCUGGAAUUUCACAGCCCCAGUUCACAGCCAUGAAUGAACGACAGUGCUUCUACAAUGAGUCUAUUGCCUUCUUUUAUAACCGGAGUGGAAAGCACCUUGCCACAGAGUGGAACACAGUCAGCAAGCUGGUGAUGGGACUUGGAAUCACUGUAUGUAUCUUCAUCAUGCUGGCCAACUUACUGGUCAUGGUGGCAAUCUACGUCAAUCGUCGCUUCCAUUUUCCUAUUUAUUACUUAAUGGCUAAUCUGGCUGCUGCAGACUUCUUUGCUGGGUUGGCCUACUUCUACUUAAUGUUCAACACAGGACCCAAUACUCGGAGACUGACCGUCAGCACAUGGCUCCUUCGUCAGGGCCUCAUUGACACCAGCCUGACGGCAUCUGUGGCCAACUUACUGGCUAUAGCAAUCGAGAGGCACAUUACAGUUUUCCGCAUGCAGCUGCACACACGGAUGAGCAACCGGCGGGUGGUAGUGGUCAUUGUGGUCAUUUGGACUAUGGCCAUUGUUAUGGGUGCUAUACCGAGUGUGGGCUGGAACUGUAUCUGUGAUAUUGAAAAUUGUUCCAACAUGGCACCUCUCUACAGUGACUCUUAUUUAGUCUUCUGGGCCAUUUUCAACUUGGUGACCUUUGUGGUAAUGGUGGUUCUAUAUGCUCAUAUCUUUGGCUAUGUUCGCCAGAGGACUAUGAGAAUGUCUAGGCAUAGUUCUGGACCCCGGCGGAAUCGGGACACCAUGAUGAGUCUUUUGAAGACUGUGGUCAUUGUACUUGGUGCCUUUAUCAUCUGCUGGACUCCUGGACUGGUCUUGUUACUUCUAGAUGUGUGCUGUCCACAGUGUGAUGUUCUGGCUUAUGAGAAAUUUUUCCUUCUCCUUGCUGAGUUCAACUCUGCCAUGAACCCCAUCAUCUACUCCUACCGCGACAAGGAGAUGAGUGCCACCUUCCGACAAAUCCUCUGCUGCCAGCGCAGUGAGAACACCAGUGGCCCCACGGAAGGCUCCGACCGCUCAGCUUCCUCGCUCAACCACACCAUCUUGGCUGGAGUUCACAACAACGACCACUCUGUGGUUUAGAAAGGAAACUAAUGAUGAAAAGCUAACCAUCAUCCAUGGAGGGAUGAACAGCCUCCCCCUACCAAAUUGCAAAGGCAAGGUGGGGCGUGAGUGAGGAAGAAAAUAAACUCAUGUACUUAAACACUAACCAACGUCAGUAUUUGUUCCUACACCCCACAAGACUUCACAUAUAUUGAAAAUUAGCUUAUAUGGCAACCCUCAUCCUGAUCCCCAUUCCUUUGGAAAGUAGAAAGUGGACUCCUUGUAAUGGAACUCAUGAAUAGACUCUGGAGUGUCCAUUUAGACUACACUAACUAGACUUUAAAAGCUUUGGUCUGGUUUGGCGCCAGUCAGAAAAGAUUCUGACUUAUUGAAUCCACAACUUCAUUUACAUACAGGCUCCCCCACCCCUUCUUUUUUAAUUCUUGAAAGAUACAUUUCAUUUAAUAAACAUGUGUUUACACCUAUUGGCAUGCUUGUGAUGGACAAGACUAUGGCCUUUUUUUUUUUAACUACCAUAUCUCUAUAUUUUUCCUUACAUAGAAAAAUAGUAAAUUAGAAUCUUUUUUUAGAAAGCAUGCAUAUAAUGUAUGUAUGCAGUAUGCCUUAAAAAAAUAGAAGGAUACUAAUUGUAAAAAUCUUCUGGAAAAUAGAAGAACCUAGAUGUCAAUGCCAUUACUUGUUAAGGUUAUGAAACAAACAAUGCUGUAGUCAGGUUAUUACCUUUUUAUUAAAAUAUUAUAGCAGUAUAAACAAUAGGGAAUGUACAUUUAUUACCGGAAGAAUAUGUACUGUAAAAAGUCAUAGAAGAUAAAGACCAAGUAAUAUUGUUCCCACAUAUUUAUGAUACCCAAGUGCGUUCUAAUUACCAGUACAUCAGAGGAAUUUUUUAAAAGCCUGUGUUUCUUUUUUGGAUUAUAAUAUCAUACGUAUUCAUUGUGGAAAACUCAGGGGCCUAAGGAGGGUAACAGGCACCUAGGGGCAAACUCUAAGUUGUCACCCCUCCCCCCUGCAACUCCAGUGCCCAGGGACAGACUCUUAAGUUGUGCCCCUCCCACCCCCCCACCCCCCAAUUUCAAUGUUGAUGUUGAUAGCUGCCGCGUAAGCAGAAACACCUUCCGCCCUCUUGUCCAGCUGCCUCAGUCAGGUGCCUUUCUUAUUCCACGCCUUGUCUAGAGCCCCCUUGGACUUGUGCCUGGGGGACAAGUGCUCCCCUCUGCCCCCUCGCUAUACCUCUGAGAAAACUUAAAAAUAUAGAAAUGUAUGAAAAAGAAAAAAAAAAAAAGACUGGAAAUCUCACAACCCAGAAGUAGCCACCGUUAAUAGCUUUUUCCCCUUCUCUAUGCCUAUAUGCGUGUUAUAUACUUUCUUAUAUAAUUGGGAUCUUACUGUAAACAGUUUCGUAACCAGUUGUUUUUUUACUUCAGCACUGCCACAUUUUCCUAUGGCAUUAAAAUUUUUACAAAAACAUAAUUUUAAUGGCUAUAUAGUAUUAGUAUUCCAUUUAAUGGAUGCCACUCAGUUUAUUUAACCAUUCCCAUAUUGUUGACUAUUUAGAUUAGCUCUAAUUUUCACUAUGAUAAAUAAUGUUUCAAAAAUUUUGUGUACAUAAAACUUUGUCCACAUAAUUGAUUAUUUACUUAGGGCAUAUUCCCAUGAAGGAGUUUGUAUGUUUUAAUGUGAAAUGUCUUUUUCUGGUUUUACCUUUCGUAAGAAGGGAUUCCCUGCUUUUGCAGUGCCUGCAUGGCAAUUGUGAGGAAAGCCAGUGAAGUUACCUUUUUACAAAACAAACGCAGUGGCUACUUUAGUUGAGAGUGCCUUUUUUAUAGAAGAAGAUGGACUAGACACAGUCAACUGUUACAAAUAACCAGGACACCCUAACAGUCAUGUGUGGUAAUUCCAAACGUUGUUUGAGGGACUGCUUAUCCAGUUCUUGGUAGCCACAGCUGUAAUACAGAAUUGAAGAAAAUGCAAAUGAGUCAAAUGUGCCAAGUGAAUAAAGGAUUAUCAUAUUAAAUAGCCUGGAUAGUAUGAUAGUGUGUAUUCUCCAGGAAUCUCCUUAUUAGUUGACAGCUGUUUAACACAUUGUCCAAAGAUACCAGUAAACGAACUCAGUUUGCUCUGUAGUAAGGAACCAGUGAAGUAACAAAGCAAGUAUGGGAAGUACAGACUAUGUUUAAGAGAAAGAUGUCCAGAAAAAGAAUAGCAGUUUAGGAAGGAGGAAGUUGGUGCACAGUCAGCGUUAGAGCAAUGGGCAGACUGGUGAAGUGCCCACCAUGAAAAGAGUGUGAGGAAUUCACCCAUCAGUUAGCACAAAGAAGUUUGCACAUACUUCAUAGAAAAGAGCAUUCUAUACUGGAAGUAAAAAAAAAAAAAAAAAAAAAAAACUUGGAUUUUUACUCGUGUGAAUAUAUUCUGAAGGAGAUAUGGACUAUUUGAAAUAAAAAAAAUAUACUAAUUGGACCUUAAUAAAUCAUUGUCAAUCA